UUUAGGGCGGAAUCCACAUUUUGUGGGUGGGAUUUAGRUACCGUCCAUCUUUAGUGUACUGUACAGCCAGAUUGACGAAAAGAAAACACAAAUUGGAAGUAAAGAAGACUGGGGAAAUAGUUUUAGUUCUAAUUGAAAGAAACAAACGAAAAGCCCAAACCCUAGACGGUAUGAGGACAUUGUCGUAGUGAAGCCAUGGCUGAUAAGAGAAAACUCCAAGGUGAAAUUGACAGAUGUUUGAAAAAGGUCGCUGAAGGCGUAGAACAGUUUGAAGACAUUUGGCAGAAGCUUCACAAUGCAGCCAAUGCCAACCAAAAGGAAAAAUAUGAGGCAGACCUUAAAAAAGAGAUUAAAAAGCUACAGCGAUUGAGGGAUCAGAUAAAAACAUGGGUGGCAUCAAAUGAGAUCAAAGACAAAAGGCAGCUAGUGGAGAAUCGCAAGGUCAUAGAGACGCAAAUGGAGCGGUUUAAGGUGGUAGAGCGGGAGACAAAGACGAAGGCCUACUCUAAAGAAGGCCUGGGGCUCGCCCUGAAAGUGGACCCAGCUCAGAGGGAGAAAGAAGAGACGGGAAACUGGCUAACGAAUACYAUAGACACUCUAAAUAUGCAGGUGGACCAGUUUGAGAGUGAGGUGGAAUCCCUCUUCAUUCAAACCAGGAAGAAGAAAGGAGAGAAAGAGAAGCAGGAUCGCAUUGAGGAGCUAAAGAGGUUUAUAGAAAGGCAUAGGUACCACAUUCGCAUGCUGGAGACCAUCCUGCGCAUGCUAGACAACGACUCGGUGCAGGUGGACUCCAUCCAGAAGAUCAAGGACGACGUGGAGUACUACAUGGAGUCGUCACAGGACCCAGACUUUGAGGAGAACGAGUUCAUUUACGACGACCUGGAUCUGGAGGACAUCCGUGAGUCGCCCAUGGACAGCCAGGAGCUCGAUGACGAGUCCUGGGAUGAUCAUGAUGAUGAUGCUCAUGCUAUCAGCUCUGCAGCGCUGGUGGCCAKCUCUCCGACGGGCAUGGGGAACAUAGAGGAUGAGAUGUUCCUCCACUCGAGCAGCACUCCCACCUCCACCACCUCCUCUUCCCCCAUCCCUCCAUCCCCGGCCACCUGCACUGCUGAGAACUCUGAGGACGAUAAGAAGAGAGGGCGGUCGACAGACAGUGACGUUAGUCAGUCUCCUGCGAAGAACGGCACUUCCUCCUUGUUGUCCUUUUCCUCUUCCGCCAAUUCCGGGUCCUCUUCUUCCUCCUCUCUUGUAUCCAUGGCCGCCGUUGUCGGAGGCAACCCUGGGGUUCCCACAAGCAACAGUCUAAUAGGAAGCUUCAGCAGCGCCGUGCAACAACAUCAGCCUCAACCUCCACAGCAACCAGUCCUGCAGCCACUGCUACAACCACAACAACCCCAAACAAAACCUUGCACCCCCAGCCCACCCAGCCACCCCCUCCUCUCCACRGCCCCCUCUCUCCCCACACCCACUACACCCAUCUCAGCCUCCCCAAACUCCCUGCCCCAGGUCUCGUCUGGUCAUAUCCUCAACUCCAGCCUAGGCCUUGGGUUGGGCCUGGGUAAAGUUGGCAUGACGGGGACAAGCAGUGCCAACUCAAUGUCUGGUCUGGGCCUGACUGGGAUGUCUGCCUCUCUGAACACCAUGGCAGGCCUGCUCUCUGGGUCCACCCAUGCCCCUUACGCCCAGGCAGCCGCGUUGGGAGGCCUGGGUCUGAGUAGCACCACCCAGUCCAGUGUCUCAAUGGAGAGCUCCUCCAUCCCCACCUCUUGCUCCAGUGGAGUGACCACCAACGGGGCUGGGACAGGCCUGGGCCUGCUGGGGUCCAGCCCAGCACACGGCUCCCUGACUGGGGGGAUCCUGGGCCUGGUGCCUGGGCAGAGUGUGAUCCCUGGGCCCCCUCUGAUCCCUCUCAGCCCGGUCGGUGCUGCCCCUGGGGGGGCAGUGGGGAUGAUGGGAGGAAACGGAGGAAGCAUGGGGCCAAUCGGAGGAGUAGUUGGGUCGAARGCAGCCCCUGCCAGACCGCCCAGUGGACUGAAGCAGAACGGAAGCACAAGUUACAGUGCUGUGGUGGCAGAGAGCACAGCAGAGUCUGCCUUCAGCACACCCAGCCAAUCACAGAGCAGCCAGCCUUCCUCGCUGACCUCAUCAGCCAGUCAGCCUAUGGACAACGGUCCCAGCCUCAUCAGCUCCAUCACCUUACCCCCCAGCUCUCCGUCCCCCUCGUUUUCAGACAGUAUCCCCGGUGGUGGGAGUCUCCUCAACGGACCCCACUCCUACACACAGGCCUCUGAGGGCCUCAAGCUUCCUACAGACCUCCGUCAGAUACUGAUGGAGACCAGAAUGUCAGCGCAGGRCCCAGAGCCYCCAGGGGCCAUGGCUACAGCCACUAACACACGAAAGAGAAAGCAGUGUCAGGCCCCGGAGCCUCUGAGUUCUCUGAAGGCGAUGGCUGAGAGAGCAGCAUUAGGAUCAGGUCUGGAUGGAGAGAUCCCCAACCUGCARCUCACAGACAGAGACAUCUUCUCUGGUUCGUCGGCUGCCCCCGGCACGCCCGCGGCCCCCCAGCCCUCCCUGUCGGAGGUGAGCAUCCCCCCUUCCCUGGGGGUGUGUCCCCUGGGUCCCACUCCGCUCUCCAAGGACCAGGUGUACCAGCAGACCAUGCAGGAGUCUGCUUGGACACACAUGCCGCACCCCUCAGACUCCGAGAGGAUCAGGCAAUACCUGAUGAGGAACCCAUGCCCCACCCUGCCAUUCCAUCAUCAGAUGCCCCCCCACCACUCAGACUCUAUAGAGUUCUACCAGAGACUGUCRACAGAGACUCUCUUCUUCAUCUUCUACUACCUGGAGGGCACUAAAGCUCAGUACCUGUCAGCCAAGGCUCUGAAGAAGCAGUCGUGGAGGUUCCACACCAAGUACAUGAUGUGGUUCCAGAGGCACGAAGAACCCAAGACUAUCACUGAUGAGUUUGAACAGGGCACUUACAUCUACUUUGACUAUGAGAAGUGGGGUCAGAGGAAGAAGGAGGGGUUCACCUUUGAGUACAGGUACCUGGAAGACCGAGACCUGCAGUGACAGAGMGGCGGAGAAAGAGGGAGGAGAAACGUGCUGCUGUUGACAUUCCGAGACUGAACUAACUCCAUGCUGUGGAUAGAGAUUGUGAUGUGUAGUAGAACCCUGCUCCUAAAAUGGAGGAUGUUGUCUGUAUAGGCUGRGUCUAAUGGCACCCUACUCCCCACAUAGUGUACUACUCCGGCCCAAAGCCCUAGUAGUGCACUACAGUACGUGGGGAAUAGAACCCCCUACCUAUAACUGGCCCUGGUCAGAAGUAGUGUACUAGGGGGGAGUAGGGAGUCGUUACAGAUCUGUGCCUGUCUGAGCACUCAGUUUGUGGCAUUACAUUAGGAAGCUCCACGCAUGUUCCCCAUGUUGUUUUUGUUUUUCUUUCUGUUUCAACAACAAACUGUACUGCCCCCAACUGGAGUAUAGAAGCCUUGGACUAAACAACAAGCAAACAUACAUUGGAUUUGGUUACAWGUGAAAAAAGCCCAUCUUGCUUGAAUUGACUGUAAUUAGUGGUUUAGAAUGGAGACAUARAGUUGUCUAGCUAGCCAGCAGACAGGGCAAACUGGGCUCCUUUUAAGAUGUUAUGAUGCCUGUUGAUUAAGGUCACUAUUAGGGAUAGUGAGUGAUUAUCAAUAGUUUUAUUGAUGUUGUCUUGGUCGAUAAAACACUGAUUGAGAAUGACCACAUGGCCUCUUCCUUUUGAUGGGGAUAGAGAGGCAUUAUUGGACAUUGGAUUAAAUUGCUAUGCAAUUGAACUGGUCUCUGCCUCCCUCUCUCUUUACAAAUAAAAUKUUUUAAAGUUUAA
This is a messenger RNA of Salvelinus sp. IW2-2015, 3868 nucleotides long. RefSeq names its product CCR4-NOT transcription complex, subunit 3a (gene cnot3a). Gene Ontology annotation, cellular component: CCR4-NOT core complex; P-body; nucleus. Lineage: Eukaryota; Metazoa; Chordata; Actinopteri; Salmoniformes; Salmonidae. Gene Ontology annotation, biological process: regulation of stem cell population maintenance; regulation of DNA-templated transcription; nuclear-transcribed mRNA poly(A) tail shortening. The record is from RefSeq and is a predicted model, not a curated record.